Polypterus senegalus (gray bichir) is the source of this 5520-nucleotide messenger RNA. RefSeq names its product sphingosine 1-phosphate receptor 3. Gene Ontology annotation, cellular component: membrane. The record is from RefSeq and is a predicted model, not a curated record. The transcript has 3 exons. Bases 595 to 1692 code for a protein of 365 amino acids. Gene Ontology annotation, biological process: G protein-coupled receptor signaling pathway. Gene Ontology annotation, molecular function: sphingosine-1-phosphate receptor activity. NCBI's taxonomy places the organism in Eukaryota, Metazoa, Chordata, Cladistia, Polypteriformes, Polypteridae.
ACACAUAUCGCUAUCUUAAUUCUUCCAUUCAUUGAUACUUUAAAAGAGUAUUUCAUUUUAAAGUCAUGGAUACCUUACGUUGGUUUCCUUUUCUUUCUUCUAUAAAGCGCCGCUGUUCUUGUUAGAAUUAUACGGUAAAGAUAUUCACAUUAUAAAAAAUGCAGUUUUCCAGCACCAGGGAUAGAGGCAUCUGCAGCUGGGGUCUCCAGUGGUGGGUGAAGCAGGUUUCAGUCAAGUGAGGCGUGUCAUUCGGACCGAUGGGAGGAGAAUGAGGAGUAGAGUUUCAAGGGCGGAAAGACCACCAGAGCUGCCGAGGAAGCCACAAUUUGCGAACCGUUGGACAGAUGGUUAAACGUGCCUUCUCUUUGGAUCUAUAACUCGGAAUUACCUCCAUUACAAGAAAACAUUCGAAACGCGCAAACAAGACGGAAUUCUGUGUAAGCAGUGGAGACCACAAUUAUGUUCACCUGGAGGGAAAGAUGCACGCUGAUGCAGCCUAUACGGUUUAUUCUGAUGUGCCAGAGACUCUUCACUAAAGAUUGUCACCAGGGAAUGUGAGUCACUGUUCUUGGAGAAGUGGAAACUGUGCUCACCAUGUCUAUAGCACUACCUUCAAAAUAUAAUCCCUACAUUGAACUCCACUACAACUAUACAGGAAACCUCAAGGGAAGGGAGAAAGACAUUGACAACUUGGAUCCUACAAGUGUAGCCUUUCUCAUAUUAUGUGGUUUCAUAGAGCUGGAAAACCUAAUGGUGCUGGUUGCCAUAUGGAAAAAUCACAGAUUCCAUAACCGAAUGUAUUUCUUCAUUGGGAACUUAGCCCUUUGUGACUUGUUGGCUGGCAUGGCUUAUCUAGUCAACAUUCUCAUGUCAGGUCCCAAGACCAUGACCUUAUCUGUAACUAUGUGGUUUGUUAGGGAAGGCAGCAUGUUUGUGGCAUUGGGCGCUUCCACCUUCAGCUUGCUGGCGAUUGCCAUCGAAAGACACAUGACUAUGAUUAAAAUGAGGCCUUAUGAUGCCAAUAAGAAGUACAGAGUGUUUCUCCUGAUUGGUACUUGCUGGCUUAUCUCGAUUUUACUGGGGGCACUACCAAUUCUUGGAUGGAACUGUAUUAAUAAGCUUGAGGAGUGCUCCACUCUGCUGCCUCUUUACUCAAAGAAGUAUGUGGCCUUCUGCAUCAUUGUUUUUAUGGCAAUCCUUCUAGCCAUUGUUAUAUUGUACGCACGCAUCUAUGCACUCGUCAAGUCCAGCGGCCGAAAGGUAACCAAACACAAUAAUUCUGAGCGGUCAAUGGCUCUGCUGCGAACGGUGGUCAUUGUGGUGGGAGUCUUCAUCGCUUUCUGGUCACCACUUUUCAUUCUGUUCCUCAUAGAUGUGGCCUGCAAGACCAAAGAGUGUAGCAUAUUGUACAAGAAGCACUGGUUUAUUGCCCUGGCUGUGGUGAAUUCUGCCAUGAAUCCAUUGAUUUAUACUCUGGCCAGCAAGGAAAUGCGUAGGGCCUUCUUUCGCAUCAUAUGUGGUUGUCUCAUGAAGACAAAAGCUGGCAAAGCUCUUCCACUCAGCCCAACUCCUGAUAACAGCCGGAGUAAGUCUAGCAGCACUCAGUCCCAGAAGCAGAAAGAAGGAGACUUUGUUCCAGUUGUGGUGACGACUAAAAACUCAGAGCCAUCUCAUCAUACUGGUGAAUGUUGACCCCUGGGAUAAGAAUGUCCGAUAUGUGCACUUAUUUCAAGCCCUUCCUCCUAACCCUUAGUUUAUUUAUUGCAUUUAACCUGUUUAGUGACUUGCUUGCAUUCGACUGCAAGUAUUAUUUUUCUUUGUGUACUGAAAAUGUUAAUUUUUUUAUAAUAUUAUUAUUAAUAGCUUUGCUCUAAUGAGCCCACAUAAACCUCAUUUUAGAUACUUUUAAUGGUAUGUGCCAUACAGUAGCUAGAAAAGUAUGUCAACCCUUUGGAAUUACCUGAUUUUCCUGAUUAAUUGAUCAUAAAAUGUGAUCUGAUCUUCAUCUAAGUCACAAGUAUAGACAAACACAAUGUGCUCAAGCCAAUAACACACAAACGAUUAUAAUCUUUCAUUUCUUUAUUGAACACUCCCAUCAGCCAUUCACUGUGAGCUGUGGAAAAAGUAAGUGAACCUUUGGAUUUAAAAACUGGACAAACCUCCUUUGGCAACAAUAACCUCUAAUAAGCACUUCCAGAUGAGACCUGUGCAACGUUUCAGAGGGAAUUUUGGACCAUUCCCUGUUACAGAACAGCCUCGUCUCAGUCAUAUUCUGAGGAUGUCUGGUCUGAAUGGCUCUCUUGAGGUCAGCAUCUCAGUUGGGUUAAGGUCUGGGCUUUGAUUGAGCUAUUUGAAAUAGACUGAAUUUCUCUUUUUGAAGCGAUUCUGUUGUACACUUACUUUGAUGUUUAAGGUCAUUGUUCUGCUGCAUCAUCCAACUUCUACUUAGCUUCAGCUUCCAGAGAGCCAACCUGAUAUCAUCCUGUUGGACAGUCAUUCCCAACCUUUAUCGCUUCAGGACCCAGUUUUGCCCUGUGGUGGGGUGGCACCCUACCCAGGGUCUGUUUCCUGCCGUGCACCCUGUGUUGGCUGGGAUUGGCUCCAGCAGACCCCCGUGACCCUGCAGUUAGGAUAUAGCGGGUUGGAUAAUGGAUGGAUGGAUGGGUGGAUGGACCCAGUUUUAUCUAUGAAAGUUCACUAACCACCCACAUAUAGAUAUCAAAAAGCACUCCCCUUGGUGUAGCGAGCAUGAUUAAAGGGCAGGGGAUUGGGGGUGACGGGUUCCCUUGGUGAAACGAGUGUGAUUAGAAAUGGAAAUAGAUAAUGCACAGCGCCGUCAAUCACUUGUAAAGACACGUGUGUGUGUGUGUGUAUGUUGGUGGUUGUGUUAUACCAUGUGCAAGUCACUAGCUGAUACGGCAUUUUAAAUCUCACAUGCAACUAGUGACCUACCGAUGGCAAUCAGCUAAAAGUGGGUCACAAUCCAGUGGGUGAGGAACACCGCUGUAGGAUAAUUUAAUAAACUUUGGAAUUCAUUUUCUUCUAACUGAGCUGUCCAGGCCCCAAGGCAGUAAGGUAGACCAAAAUCAUGUUGCUCUCUCCAUCGUAGUUCACCAUUUGGAUGAUGUUUUCAAGUUGGUAGGCGGUGCCCUUUUGUACGCCACAGGUACUGUUGCAUGUUCCUCCUGAACAAUUCAAUCUUAGUGUCAGCAGUUCACAACAUAUUUUCCCAAUGGCAUUGUGGAGUGUCAGAAUGGUCUUUGGCAAACAUCAAGCACGCAGUGAUGUUGUGUGGGGCUUUCUCCUUUUGUGUCCUGCCAUAGACACCAUGCUUGUUCAAUAUUUGGUACACUAAUGAGGUCCUGCGAUUCCUUCAAGCUUUUAGCUGUUACUCUAGGGGGCUUUUUAUUAUCUCUUUGAGCAUUCCAAGUUGUGCCUUUCAGGUCAUCUUGGUUGAUGACUCCACUUCUUGGGAGAGGAGCCACAGGACUCCAUUAACAUACAGUUUGUCUACCUGUGGACUGAUGAAUAGCGUAACUCUUUGAGAUUACUUUGUAAUUCUUUCCAGCUUUAUGCAGAUCAACAGUUCUUGAUCACAUAUCUUCUGAUAUCUCUUUUUUGUGUGACAUGCUUCACAUCAGCUGUCAGUUUUUGUGAACAUCAAACUCAAAUGUUCGAGUCUUUUUUUAUUGGCCAAAGCAUCUCUAAACCACCCCUCCAAACUCAUUUCAUUGGUUGGACUCCAGGUUUGCUAACUCCUAUUAUAUUAUCUCUUGUUGAAGUCAUUAGCGUAUGCGUUCACAUACUUUUUCCAACUUACACUGUGAAAGUCUGAAUAAAGUAUUCAAUAUGCACAAAAUAUACUCGUACAAUAAUUUGUGUGUUAUUAGAUAAAAAAAGAAUAUUGCAACGUAGAUGAAGGUCAGGCCAUAUUUUAAGACACAUUUAUACAUAAAUAUGGUUAUUUCCAAAGAGUUCACAUACAUUUUCUUCCCACUGUAUGCCACUUGAAGUGUAUAUGCAUUGUGACAGAUGUGGUACUGAAAUGGAUCAUCUUUUUUUAAAUGUAAGAGUAUUAUUUCUGUAAUAUGUGCAACUGAUCAUUUAUUCAUUAUUUUGUACUUCUUAUUGUAUUACGAAAGAUUCUGCUCAUUCUGUACCAGGAUGAGUGAUACUCCAGUUCUGGGGUCUGACAUUCAUAGGACAGUAAAUGAACUUUUCCACCAGGGACCCCCUACAUUGUAACUUUAGGCUGGCCUAAUCUGCAGCGAUGUCCAUGAGUGCACAGGACACUGAAACCUUCACAAGUCCUUACAGAAUGGCCAGCAACAGUGGACUGUAUGGCACAAAGCUGUCACUUGGAUGUGUUAUGUUUGUAAGAACACCUUAUACUGUGUGCUAACACGUGAAAGGUGUGUAUUUUGUGGGAUGUAGCAGUGCAAAGGCUGGCUUUUGAACUUUAUCAGUAUUUUCCUUUGAAGCAAAAGUGUUGAAAUCUCAUGACCAGGAGUAUUAUCUUCUAAGAAUGGAGAGCGGGGCCAGAUGAUCAAGACUCGGGCACUUCACUUUGGUGUCACAACUAGUCAAAAGGAUCGCCUAGGACCAGGACAUUUUAUAAUUACUGAUGCCAACAAGCCAAGACAAACUCAAAAACUGAAGAUCUAACUGGACCAGAUCAGGACCUCAAUGUCCUCAGCACUUAUCAUGCACAAAUUAUAGUGACUACAGUAAUACCUAGCAUACAAUGAGCAUGUGGUAGAGUUAGGCAUUUGUACGUAAUUUAUGUAGCAAAGUAUUGGCAACCCAUGUGUUGUAACAUUGCAAGACAAAAAGAUCUGUCAGCAAAUCUGUUGUAUUUGGCCAGUAUCUAUCCUCUUUGUUAUUAAUUGCCUAACCCAGAACAACUUAUGAUUACUUUUACAUACAAUAACCUUUGAACGUACAGUACAACCUGGACCGCCAAUCCAGAUGUGAAUUGUCUGGACUGCAUCUCAACAAUUGUCCCCCAUUUAAUCCUUGAAUAUAUGCCAUUGAUUUUAAUCACAUGUCACUGCAACUUGAAAGGAUUCAGACUAAAUCAGAAACUUUGUUAAAAGGAGAAAAUUCAAAAUAUGAAGGGUACACACAAUUAUCUUAGUCUGUGGACCUUUGUCUUUCUUUUUGUCCAAGGUAUUCCAGUGAAAAGAGACAAAAACGAUUGAACACUAAGCUGUAAACCGUCCAUUGAUUACUGCAGCAAGUAGAAGUCUAACCUUCAACCAGGUCUGUAUAAGAACUGAGUUAUCCUCUUUGAAUGUGAAAAAUAAACACUAAAUAUAUGGGCAAGGGCCAUGUAAGAGGCCCUUAAAGGGAAUAUAGCCACUUGCCUUAGUAUACCUUAUUAGUAUUAUUUCAAGUGUUCACAUUUUAUGUACUGUUGAGUGUACAGAAAUACUGUACAGUAUAUGCAAUGAUGCCAUCCAGAAUGGGCAUGCUCCUUAUUCUCUUUUCCUUCAAUAAAGUCAUGCCUGAGAUAAUAAA